AUGCCCAUGACUGGCUCUGACGAGGGUCUGAGAGGUUCUUUGGGCUCCUAUAAGCUGGCAACCUGGGAGACUCUGAUGGCUGUGGAGACUGGGUCCACGUCUAGUCGUGCUGGUGGGGGUUUUGGAUCCGGUUUCAACAGAUGGUCAGCUGCCUCUAAUGAUGGUGGAGGGACAACUGUCAUUGAGAAGAUUCUCCAGUCCACUGUUCUGGAAACCUUCCUGCUACAGUCCCUCCACCAUCAGAGACUUUUCUCCACUGAAAUCGCAGAUUCUCCUUGGAGUCCCAGCAUUAACAUCUCUGGUGGUGAUCUGAAGGAGCAUCAGUCUGUCACUAUAACCUGCUCAGCUUUGACUCCCUGUCCACACUCACCUCCUGAACUCACCUGGAAUCUCCAACAAGACUCUCACAGACAAACAGAGAAAAACACAGAUGGAACCUUUACAACUAAAAUCCAGGAGAACAUCACUCUGUCAGACACACAUGAUGGAUACAACAUCAGAUGUUCUGCCCGAUAUCCUGUGAAUGGAGGAAACAAGACAGCAGAGACAGCAGUGACUCUCAGUGUUUCAUAUGCUCCUAGAAACACCUCAGCAUCCAUCAGUCCAUCAGGUUUGGUUUCAGCAGGUAGCUGGGUGGAGCUGAACUGCUCCAGCAGAGCCAAGCCUCCUGCCAGCUUCACCUGGUUCAGGAACAGCAAACAUGGAGCCAUUAAUGUAUCUGUGGGGCAGGUUUACAGCUUCAGUGUCACUGAAGGUGGAGAGUUUUACUGUGUGGCCAAAAAUGAUCGAGGUCAGCAGAGAUCAUCUGUGAUUCUUGUUAGUUUUGGAGUGUCUGGAGUUGGUGUCUGUAUCACAGUGAAGAUCCUGGGAUUAGUAAUGCUCUGCAGUGCAAUCAUCAUCUUUGAAUGCUGGUUUAGAUUCUUCAAGAAACUGACAAAGGGAACAGAAGAUCCAACCUAUGUCAACAGUGUGAUGGCGACCAAGGCAUCAUGAGCCACAAGGAGACCAGGAAAACAUAGAGACUUCUCAGUGGAAGGAUUUCCUAUCUCUGACCUUUCAUCAAUUUUCUUUGUCUAAUUGUUCAAGUUCAGGGUCUGAAGAGGCUGGUUCUUGUCUGCAAAGGACAAUGGGGGACAGGAUACACCAUGGAUAGGUCACCAGUCCAUCACAUUACCAUACAUUGUGCUAUAGAAAUUACUUAUUUCUUGAUGCUCUUUUUUGCAUUUGAGUAUUUAGGGAAUAAAUAGUAAUGCUUAUAAAUGAGGCCUGUAAAUGCUAAAAAUAGGUGAAGCAGAAUUUCUGCUCAAUUAAAUUCGGUUCAGUUCAGUUUUAUUUAUAUAGUACCAAUUCACAACACAUGUCGUCUCAAGGCAUUUUACAAAGUCACUUCAGUCAAAUCCUACAGAUUUUAGGUCAGGUACAUACAUUCCAAUUAAUCCUAAUUAUCAAACAUUGCAGUUAGAUUCAGUUUAUUAUUCGAAUUGGUUAAAAAAAAAAAUUUAUCCAGCAGAUUCCAUCGAGUCAGUGACUUUCAG
Messenger RNA from Girardinichthys multiradiatus, 1535 nucleotides. Its product is annotated as B-cell receptor CD22-like. The transcript has 8 exons. Lineage: Eukaryota; Metazoa; Chordata; Actinopteri; Cyprinodontiformes; Goodeidae. The record is from RefSeq and is a predicted model, not a curated record. The coding region runs from base 1 to 993 and encodes 330 amino acids.